AAACGGUACAAUGUUGACACUUGCCGUUUCACAACAAGAGCUUGAGCUUCGCACGUAAAUGCCAGUUUUGUGAAGUUGGUAUAUCAUUUAUGACUGUAUUCGGACUGUAUGCGUAGGCUACUCUUAAACAUGGGAUUGUAGGUAUUGUCAGGUCACUGAAUUCACACCAUGGUUUCGCUGUCAUGGCUGGAGCGUCUCAGCAGCGCUGUAUUCUUGCUAGUGUUCUUGCUAGUGUUUUAUUUAGUUAAGGUUAAUCAGAAACGACGAGACCUGGCAAAUAUCCCGCCAGGUCCGAAGCGGUGGCCCUUAGUCGGUAACUUCGGCGGCUUUCUCAUCCCUUCUUUUAUCCGGAGGUGGUUUGGACAGCAAUCAGACAAAAACGCCAUGGUUGAUUUAACGGAAAAAGCCAACGUGUAUGGGAACGUGUACAGCCUUUUUGUAGGGGAACAGUUGAUAGUUAUGCUGAAUGGCUAUGAAGUGGUCAAGGAUGCGCUCUCAAACCAUCCCGAGGUGUUCUCCGACAGACCAGAUAUCCCUGCUAUCACUAUCAUGACGAAACGCAAAGGAAUAGUCUUUGCACCUUAUGGGCCAGUGUGGAGAAAGCAGCGCAAAUUCUGCCACGCCACACUCCGAAACUUUGGCCUGGGGACGUUGAGCUUGGAGCCUUGCAUCCUUCGAGGCCUGGCUACUGUCAAGACAGAGCUGAUGCGACUGAAUGAGGGGCCGGGUGGCGCUGGUGUGGACCUGGCCCAGCUGAUCAAAAACGCUGUGUCAAAUGUCAUCUGCUCGAUGAUCCUGGGACAGAGCUUCCAUCACGAAGACCGCCAGUUCCGUAAUAUACUGGACCUGAUGGAUCGCGGGCUGGAGAUCUGUGUGUCCAGCCCUGCAGUCUUAAUCAAUAUCAUCCCACAGCUGUACUACUUUCCUUUUGGGGUCUUCAGGGAGUUGCGUCAGGUGGAGCGAGACAUCACAGUGUUUCUGAAGAGGGUUAUCGCAAAUCACCGGGAAACAUUCCAUCCUGACCACCCGAGGGAUCUUAUCGACAUGUAUUUGAAGGAGAUGUCGGUCCAGGAGGACAGCAGUUUCACAGAAGAUUAUCUCUUUUAUAUAAUAGGAGAUCUCUUCAUCGCUGGCACUGACACCACCGCUAAUUCUGUUUUGUGGAUUCUGCUCUACAUGGUCUUAUACCCUGAUAUCCAAGACAGGGUCCAGGCAGAGAUUGAUGAAGUGGUGGGUACACAUCGGGACCCGUCUAUGACAGAUAAGGGAAGUUUGCCUUUCACUGAAGCCACCAUCAUGGAGGUGCAGAGACUGACUGUUGUGGUUCCUCUGGCUAUUCCUCACAUGACCUCCAAGACAAUAGAGUUCAGAGGCUACACUAUUCCCAAAGGAACCGUUAUUGUGCCCAACCUGUGGUCUGUCCACAGAGAUCCCACUCUGUGGGACGGCCCAGACAGUUUCAACCCAGGACGCUUCUUGGACGAGGAGGGAAAGUUGAUCCGAAUAGAAGGCUUUAUACCAUUCGGGAUUGGUCGCAGGGUGUGCAUGGGGGAACAGCUGGCGAAGAUGGAGCUGUUCCUGACGGUUACCAGCUUACUGCAGGCCUUCAGAUUCAGACUGCCAGAGGGAACGCCUCCUCCCACCCUGGACGGACGAUUUGGCCUGACGCAUGCACCCUUUCCAUACACUGUGUGUGUGCACCCUCGUAUAUAAAGUGGAAUAUUUGGUUCUCACACAUCUUCUGUAAAUCAAGGAGCUUUACCAACCAACCAAGCUGUGAGUAAAGGUCUCCUGGAGAGUGAAUGUAAUCAGUGCAAAAUAGAAAAAGUAUGUUUUGAUUGGGAUGUAGCUCUUUUGCUAAUGCACUUAUGACUGCACAUUAUGUCAUUAUCAAUUAAUUUAAUGAUUAUUUAAGCAAUAAUUUAGUCCAUAACAUUUCAGAAGCAAUGAAAAAUACCCAUCAGAAGUGACCAUAAUCCAAAGUGAUCAUUUACAGUAUGCAACGCAUUUACAAUUAUGUGAUUCAGAACAGCUGCAGUGAACCCUCUAAUUUUCAAAAGCCGGAACUGGCUAAUUUUUUUGUAUCUUUACUUGAUAGUAAAGUAAUAAUUAAGGUAUAUAAUCAAAAUUCUGUUGAUUAUGUUGGUCAAUCAGCCUCUUCAGUAUCAGGUCAGUAUUAUAUGCCAGAUGCCUUUGAUUUUGUAAGAUAACUGUUCAAUAACUGUAUUGAUAUUUUAUCAUAGUACUGAUUUAUAAUGCAUACCACUGAUUUAUAGAACUGUCCCUAUAAUGUUUUUUAUUAGGGCAAUAGGGAAAGAAAGAUUUUAAUUCAAAGACUUGAGAUAUAUAUUUUCUUUACAGACUAACUGGAUUAAUGGAUUACUGGCCAUGUGUCAAUAAAAAGAGAUUAUCCUAAAAAUAAU
Etheostoma spectabile (orangethroat darter) is the source of this 2423-nucleotide messenger RNA. It is a transcript of the gene cyp2u1, whose product is annotated as cytochrome P450, family 2, subfamily U, polypeptide 1. Gene Ontology annotation, molecular function: oxidoreductase activity, acting on paired donors, with incorporation or reduction of molecular oxygen, reduced flavin or flavoprotein as one donor, and incorporation of one atom of oxygen; heme binding; steroid hydroxylase activity. Gene Ontology annotation, cellular component: intracellular membrane-bounded organelle; cytoplasm. The transcript is spliced from 5 exons. The record is from RefSeq and is a predicted model, not a curated record. Gene Ontology annotation, biological process: xenobiotic metabolic process. NCBI's taxonomy places the organism in Eukaryota, Metazoa, Chordata, Actinopteri, Perciformes, Percidae. The coding region runs from base 169 to 1713 and encodes 514 amino acids.